AUGGGUUCCUGCUUCAGUACGGAAGCAACGGGGGAGGUGACGGAACAGAAAAAGAGAAGCCAGAUGAUCGAUCGGAGACUAGAGGAGGACUCGAGACAGUUACGGAGAGAAUGCAAAAUCUUACUGCUAGGAUCCGGAGAAAGCGGGAAAUCCACAAUCGUCAAACAGAUGAAGAUCAUCCAUCAAAAUGGCUAUACCGUUGAAGAACUAGCUUUAUAUCGUUUAACUGUCUACAAGAACCUGCUCGAGUGCGCCAGAUCCCUCAUUGGUGCUUACGAACGUUACGACCUUGAGCCCUCCAGUCCCAAAGUCCAAGAGUUCAUCGAAUUCCUGUCCGACUACAACAUUGAUCCCGAUCCCAACACCCCCCUCGAUUCGACUGUUGGGGACGCCAUCACCUACCUAUGGAGUGACCCGUGUACAUCAACCGCACUCGAGCAUCAAAAUGAAUUCUACCUGAUGGACUCUGCGCCAUAUUUCUUUGAGGAGGCCAAACGGAUAGCUUCGCCAGAUUACAUCCCCAACGUCGACGAUGUGCUUCGCGCGCGAACAAAGACCACCGGUAUCUACGAAACUAGAUUCACCAUGGGCCAGCUGAGUAUACAUAUGUUUGAUGUUGGCGGCCAGCGUAGCGAGCGAAAGAAGUGGAUACACUGUUUCGAGAACGUCACCUCCAUCAUUUUCUGCGUGGCAUUAAGUGAAUAUGAUCAGGUACUCUUGGAAGAAAGCAAUCAGAAUCGAAUGAUGGAAAGUUUAGUUCUUUUUGAUUCGGUUGUGAACUCUCGGUGGUUCAAGCGGACUAGUAUUGUCCUGUUCCUUAACAAGGUCGAUUUGUUCCGCCAGAAGCUUCCUCGUUCACCUUUGAGCAACUACUUCCCUGACUAUUCUGGCGGUAAUGACGUGAAUCGCGCGGCCAAGUACCUGCUCUGGCGGUUUAACCAGGUCAAUCGAGCACACCUCAAUCUCUAUCCACACUUAACGCAAGCAACCGAUACGACAAACAUUCGCCUGGUAUUUGCAGCGGUCAAAGAAACUAUAUUGCAGAAUGCCUUGAGGGAUUCAGGUAUUCUCUAG
This is a messenger RNA of Aspergillus ruber CBS 135680, 1074 nucleotides long. It is a transcript of the gene gpaB, whose product is annotated as guanine nucleotide-binding protein subunit alpha gpaB. Gene Ontology annotation, biological process: adenylate cyclase-activating G protein-coupled receptor signaling pathway. Gene Ontology annotation, molecular function: GTP binding; G protein-coupled receptor binding; GTPase activity. The transcript is spliced from 6 exons. NCBI's taxonomy places the organism in Eukaryota, Fungi, Ascomycota, Eurotiomycetes, Eurotiales, Aspergillaceae. The record is from RefSeq and is a predicted model, not a curated record. Bases 1 to 1074 code for a protein of 357 amino acids. Gene Ontology annotation, cellular component: heterotrimeric G-protein complex.